Messenger RNA from Helianthus annuus (common sunflower), 2910 nucleotides. RefSeq lists its product as uncharacterized. The record is from RefSeq and is a predicted model, not a curated record. The transcript is spliced from 6 exons. Lineage: Eukaryota; Viridiplantae; Streptophyta; Magnoliopsida; Asterales; Asteraceae. Bases 1 to 2910 code for a protein of 969 amino acids.
AUGGCGGGGUCGGAUGAAGUGAAUAGUCGUCCGGUGGAGAACCACGAUAAUGCAAAAAUACAGUUAACUGGUGCGGAGUUGAAAGCACUGGUGGAUGAUGCGGUCACUAAGGCAUUAGAAAGACAGUACAGUGAGUACAGCGGGACCCAUAGUAGAACCCUGUCUACACCGCAUAAUAAGUCUAAGACUCAUUCGGAGGCUCACAGUAAGCCACCUUCUGUCCAACCCAAGUCUAAAAAGGAGGAAUCUAAGAAGGAGGAUGAUAGACAUUCUUCGAAUGAAAAUGAUAAUCAUUCCAAGAAGAUUGUGCUUUAUGAUGCCCCACGUGCCAAGGACGCAGUUAGACAGAGAUCAAUGAGAGCCGCAGAUGCCGAGAAGCGAAAACGCGAAGAUGAUAGUUCGCGACGCUCAGAUAAAAAGCGUAAGGGCAAUGACGACCACAAGAAAGGGUCGGGAUCCAAGAAGGGAGAUCAACAGUCGGGUGAAAAGCCCAGGUUCAAGUUCAUGGCGUCGUCGAGAGAUAAUUUGAAGGUUUACAUUCGAGUUACUCAAAACAAAUCAGUCUCUGAAAACCCUAAAUCAUCAAAGAAGCGAAAAACAUCAACAGCUGAAGAGAACAUUGAUGAACAAGAAAAUAUUAGCCGAAAAUCAACAAUCAAACAACAAAGAACUAGAAAACGCAAAGAUAUUUCAGACAAUGUUAAAAAACAAGAGGAAAAACAACAACAGGAAAAACAAAAAAGGCGAAGAAAGAAAGUGGUGAUAGAAUCAUCAGAAGAAACAGUUUCUGAUUCAAUGGAUGAAAAAUCUAGUCGAGCAAUUGUUCUGCAUACUUCCAAUCAACAACAAGUAAAUUCAGAUGAUGAUUUUGUUGAUCCACAACCAAGAGUUAACCUGACAAAAAAUCAAAAGAAGGAAAAGGCAGAAUCAAAACCAAAGAGAUCACAGAGGAAAGAUAAAACAAAAGAACAACCAGAACAACAACCAUAUUAUGAUUACGACGGAAAAAAAAUUAACAUUAGAUGUGCAGUCAAUAAUCUAAAAGAUUAUAUUGAAGGUUUGUCAAAAGAGCAAAGGAAUGUUGUUAGAGAAAUAGGGUUUGAGAGCAUACUAAAAUUCAAGCUGCAUUCAGUUCCACGGAAAUUCGGUUAUUGGCUGGUAAAAAACUUUGAUGCUGAAAAUGAUGAGAUAAAUAUUGGAGAUGAAAAGAUUAAGAUCACAGCUGAAUUCAUCCAAAAGGUAUUUCAAAUACCAAAUGGAAAAACAGAGAUUGUGGAAAAACUGAGACCAAAAGACACUGAUCUUAUAAUUAAAUUCUGGCGCGGUCAAUUCCCCAAAGAUAUUUUGCAAAGAAUGUAUGCGCACAACUUGAUUACUUAUUUAAAAUCAAGAAAUGAGCUUGGAAGAUUGUUCAAACUGAAUUUCUUGGUUAUUUUUUUUACGAUCAUGGCGGAGGCAAUGCAGAGUAGUAAUGUUAAUCAAAGAUUCCUGCCAUCAAUGAAAAGUGACAAAAAAACCCAGAAUUUUAAUUGGUGUGAAUAUAUGCUGACCGUUUUAAAGCAUACAAGAAGACAAUGGCCUGGAAAUGAGAAGCUCUUCAAUGGACCUAUUGCAUUGUUAGCGAUACUAUAUGCAUACAAAAAACAAGGAUUUGAUGAUACUGAAAACACUGAAGAGUUCUCACUUGAUAAAAUUGAUUCUACAACAUUACAAGAAUUUGAAGAUGAAUUGGAAAUUGCUGCACAAAAUGACGGCAGAUGUCUUGUAAAUGAUAAAGUUAAAAAAGUCAGAAAGACUAAACAAAAAAAGAAAGAUGAAAAGAAUGAAUUUUAUGUUUAUCCAAGUGAAUCCGAGAAUGAAAACGAAGAAAUUUUUGAAGAUGAAUCUGAAGAAAAACAUGAAGACGAUGCUGAAGAACAACCAAUCUCCUUACUUAAAGCUGCAACAGACUGGAUUGAUCAAGAGAAUCAAGAGAAUGUUCAAAACAGCCAAAUUAUAACAAAUGAAACUGAGAAAACAAAUACAGAAAGUGGAGGAUCAUGGGGGCAAUUCUUCAUUAAACCAUCAGUAGGAAAUAAAGAUAAAAUGUGGGUAGACAGUCAAAGCCGACUGCGUAAUUUCAUACCAUCACAAAAUCAAAGUGAAGGUCUUUCUGACAUUCAUUCAACAAAAAGUGGCGAUGAAAAUAUGAAGAACAUUAAAGAUAAAAAAUCACAUGAAGAAUAUCUUGUGACUGCUUUGGAUCAACAUUUUAAAGGAAUUGAAGAAGUUUUCGAAAGCAUUCAAUCACGCAUAGAUGAGAUUGUGGAGGAAACUCCAACGAGUGAAGCUCUUCAUAACAAAGUUAACGAAUGGGUGUCAUUGAUUGAAAAAUUCCACCAUCAAGCAAAAAAGCACCAGAAAGUUAAUAUUGAUUCAACUAUGAUUGAAACACCAUCAAGAUUUCUAAAUUUGAGCCAAAAUGAAGACACUGAAAAUCAAAUCAUUUCAACACCAUUGAUUGUAAAACGCAAUGAUGAUGAUACAAAACACAAUGAGGAUAGCUCACCUCUAGUUCAAUCAUCCAAUCCAGAAACAAUCAGUGAGAAUGAACCUGCAUCUGUUCUGCAAACACACAUUGAAAAACCUUCAAUGGUACAAUCAUCAUUUAGCGAAGAAACUCCAUCAUUAAUGUUGGAGAUUAUCAAAAAGACAGAUGAAGAAGAAAAAAAAUCAAAUCUAAAGAAAUUUAAUGAUGAUGAGGUACCAUCCUUUGAUUUGAAAAUUUCUCAGUUGUCUUCAAAUGUUGAUGAAAAUGAAGUUGAAGUUGAUGCUACUGGACACGGUGAACAAACCGAAAUUCAAGCGGAAUCUGAAAAAAAAAACAAUCGAACAAGAUGUUCAAAUUACUGGAAUACAAACAAUGUUUGA